This is a messenger RNA of Engraulis encrasicolus (European anchovy), 2489 nucleotides long. RefSeq names its product YY1 transcription factor b (gene yy1b). Bases 108 to 1226 code for a protein of 372 amino acids. Gene Ontology annotation, biological process: regulation of transcription by RNA polymerase II. Lineage: Eukaryota; Metazoa; Chordata; Actinopteri; Clupeiformes; Engraulidae. The record is from RefSeq and is a predicted model, not a curated record. Gene Ontology annotation, molecular function: DNA-binding transcription factor activity, RNA polymerase II-specific; RNA polymerase II cis-regulatory region sequence-specific DNA binding. The transcript has 6 exons. Gene Ontology annotation, cellular component: transcription regulator complex; PcG protein complex; chromatin.
UCGAGGAGGGAGGACGGACGGUUGAACAGAGCGAAGGGGGUGUGUGUAGUGUUUUAGUGGGGCACUGCGCUCAGUGUUUCUGAUCCAGCAAGCUGGCGGAAUUCAAUAUGGCAUCGGGCGAGACGCUGUACAUAGAAGCGGAUGGCUCGGAGAUGCCGGCGGAGAUAGUGGAACUCCACGAAAUAGAGGUGGAGACCAUUCCCGUGGAAACAAUCGAGACCACGGUGGUCGGGGAAGACGACGAUGACGAACACCAGCCCAUGAUCGCGCUACAACCGCUUGUUACAGACGACCCAAAUCAUGUCCAUCACCACCAAGAGGUGAUUCUGGUCCAGACCAGGGAGGAGGUAGUCGGCGGGGACGAUUCAGACCUUCGUGCAGACGAUGGAUUUGAGGACCAAAUUCUUAUUCCCGUCCCUGCACCAGGGGCCGAGGAGGAAUACAUUGGACAAACUCUGGUUACUGUUGCAGGCAAAAGCUCUAUCGGGCGGAUGAAGAAGGGGAUCGGGGCUGGCAAGAGAGCGGGCAAAAAGAGCUACCUGACCGCUGCCGAGGCCACGGGUAGGAAAUGGGAACAGAAGCAGGUGCAAAUAAAGACACUGGAGGGGGAAUUCUCGGUUACGAUGUGGGCAUCGGAUGAUAAGAAGGACCUGGAUAGUGAUGGUGGUGUUGAGGAGCAGCUGGUGGGGGAGAACUCUCCUCCUGACUACUCGGAGUACAUGACGGGCAAGAAGCUGCCACCAGGGGGCAUCCCAGGCAUCGACCUCUCAGACCCCAAACAGCUGGCCGAGUUCGCCAGCCCCAACAGGAGAGGCCCAGGUUGGAUGAAACCACGAAAGGUCAAAGAAGACGACGCCCCACGGACGAUAGCAUGCCCUCACAAGGGCUGCACUAAGAUGUUCCGGGACAACUCUGCGAUGCGUAAGCACCUGCAUACCCAUGGGCCACGUGUGCACGUGUGUGCAGAGUGCGGAAAAGCCUUCGUGGAGAGUUCCAAACUCAAGCGACACCAGUUGGUGCACACUGGCGAAAAGCCCUUCCAGUGCACGUUUGAGGGCUGUGGCAAGCGUUUCUCUCUGGACUUUAACCUGCGCACUCACGUGCGCAUCCACACGGGCGACCGGCCCUACGUCUGCCCCUUCGACGGCUGCAACAAGAAGUUCGCCCAGUCCACCAACCUCAAGUCCCACAUCCUCACCCACGCCAAAGCCAAAAACAACCAAUGAGACGCUUCCAAACGCACCCAGUCCCACCUCCUCUCCCUCUCCCUGAUUGGCUCUCGCAACUGCUCUCUUCCUCUCUCACUGUAUAAUUCUCUCUCUUUCUCUCCUCUCUCUCUGUCUAUGUCUCGCGCCAUCUGUUUUGAUAAUGAAAUGAAAUUAAUUAAUGAUAGUGGGUGGGUGAAACUGAGCUCGCUACAGGCCUCCCAAGUCCCUCUGUCCUCAUAAAGACUUGCCCCCCCACCCCCCAAACAACACUGUCCCAUGGUCACCAUGACAGCGCCCUUGACACACACACCCCUAUUGGACGGCCGUCGCUGGAUGGAACUCAUGGACGUUGGUUCAGCUCAACAGCACCAGCUAGUGGAUAGACUUGGACCUGCAUCUCACCAGACCACAGCACAGCACACGUGAACUGACCUGGCAUCAUCAUCUCUCUCUCUCUCCACUUCUGACUGCUGUGUGCGAUGUCUUUAUAGUAUUUACACUGCCCCCCCACCCCCACCCCCCCUUACCUUGGGUGUCCUCCACACCAGGGGAGCUCUUUCACCAUUACAGGAGGUCAUACAAAGGUUUUUAUUUCUCUCUCUCUCUCUCUCUCUCUCUCUCUCUCUCUCUCUCUCUCUCUCUCUCUCUCUCUCUCUCUCUCUCUCUCUCUCUCUCUCUCUCUCUCUCUCUCUCUCUCUCUCUCUCCUUCUUACUUUGUGUGUGUGUGUUGCUGGUCUUAGAUCAGUGCGUAAGGUUUUGUGGACCUCAUACACAGCAACACACAAACACGGUCCCAAACCCCUCAGCCCACCCCCCUCCCAUCUCAAAUCAAGACUUAGGACUUUUUAUUUGUUUGUUUGUUUGUUUGUUUAUCAAUGUGUGUAGAGGUGGGGGGUUUGGAUAAUAAUAAUAAUAAUGGUGGUGAUGAUGAUGAUGAUCAUAAUAAUAAACCCAUGCUAGUGUUCUGUACUGUACACCAGUCGGAAGACGUUACACCUUAAAAAAAAAGAUGUUUUUUUUUCUCUCUCUCUCUCGCUCUCUCCUUUGUUAGAAUGUAUUGUAAAGGUCUUAUCCACCAUCACAGACACCCACCUCUCUUACUCUACUGAUACACAACACACAUAGACAUGCUAUUCAUCUUACGUGUGGCUAUGCACCCAUGUGUAGACACACUACACACCUUAUAUAUGUCUACGCACCCAUGUGUAGACAUAUUACACACCUUAUGUCUGUCUAAUUCAAACCAUGUACUUCCCUCAAUACAAUAAAGGACUCAGUUCA